Molecule: messenger RNA, 633 nt
Organism: Rhizophagus irregularis DAOM 181602=DAOM 197198
Lineage: Eukaryota; Fungi; Glomeromycota; Glomeromycetes; Glomerales; Glomeraceae
Biological process (GO): protein phosphorylation; signal transduction
Cellular component (GO): cytoplasm
Molecular function (GO): ATP binding; protein kinase activity
Source: RefSeq, a predicted model, not a curated record
UUAUGUGGGAGUUAAUGACUGGUAGAAGACCUUUUUGGGAUCAAAAUCAUAAUACGGAUCUUAUUAUUAAAAUUUGUGAUGGUUUACGUCCACCAAUUGUUACAAAUGCACCUGAAGGUUAUAUUGAAUUAAUGAAAGAAUGUUGGCAUUUUGAUCCAGAGAAAAGACCAUUAGCUAUGGAGUUAUAUGAUAAAAUUAAAAAAAUGACUUCUUGUGAAGAAUGGGGUAAGAAAACCAAAAUUAUAAAAUCACCGGAUAUAGGACCUGUAACAAUAAAUAAUUCAGGUGCCGUUUAUAAGAGUAGACCUUUAAGUGGAAUGAUUCAAUCCGCGAUGUCUUUAAGAAGUUCAAGAAGUACUAAAUCCAUUAAAUUAGAAACUGACCCAUUUUAUUAUUAUCAGGAAAAUAACAUGGAAUUGUCUGGUAAAAGAAAGGCUGAUAAUGAUUCAAAUGAAGACGAUAAUGAUAAAGAUUACUUUACAAAAGAAAUUGAAUUAGAUAUUAAUAAGGAUCUCAAUCAAUCCCAUGAUGGAUAUAUUACCAAGGAAAUUGAUCUUGAAAUUAAUACUCUUUAAAUUUAUUUUAACAAAUUUAGACAUUAGAAUGUAGAAUGUUAUCAUCAUCAUUAUCAUA